This is a messenger RNA of Naegleria gruberi, 2190 nucleotides long. RefSeq lists its product as uncharacterized. Gene Ontology annotation, cellular component: transcription factor TFIIH holo complex; transcription preinitiation complex; nucleotide-excision repair factor 3 complex. Bases 1 to 2190 code for a protein of 729 amino acids. Gene Ontology annotation, molecular function: 3'-5' DNA helicase activity. Lineage: Eukaryota; Heterolobosea; Eutetramitea; Acrasida; Naegleriidae. Gene Ontology annotation, biological process: nucleotide-excision repair; transcription initiation at RNA polymerase II promoter. The transcript is spliced from 2 exons. The record is from RefSeq and is a predicted model, not a curated record.
AUGUUGAAUAACCAUCUUCACGAUCAAACCACUGGAACAUCAUCAAAUCGUCUUCAAUCGGAAGAUAAAAAAAGGAAAAAGAAAGAAAAAGAAGCAAAAAAGAAGAAGCAAAAAUAUGAGGAAAUUUUAAACGAUCUAGAUAAUGAAGUAGCAAAAAAAGCCCAGGAAAAGCUUGUGAGUGAUAUUUUCAGUCAAAAGAAGGACGUUCAAUUUGACCAUUCAAAUUUGGAAUUAAAACCUGACCAUAAACUCCGUCCAGUUUGGGUUUGUUCAGGUACUGAUGGCAAAUUUCAUAUUUUCAUGGAGACCUUUUCACCAAUUUAUCAACAGGCUUAUGAUUUUCUUGUUGCUGUUGCUGAACCUGUUUCACGUCCUGAAAAUCUACACGAAUAUGUAUUAACUGAAUAUUCUCUCUAUGCAGCUGUCAGUAUUGGUAUGAACACCGAACAAAUUAUUCAAGUUUUGGAGAAGCUAAGUAAGGUUAAAUUAUCCGAAGCUCUCAUCAAUUUUAUUAGAGAUGUAACAAGAAAAUAUGGUAAUGUAAAAUUAGUUCUGCAGAAAAAUAGAUUUUUCGUAGAGUCACCCCAUUUGACUAUCAUGGAAAAGUUAUAUGAAGAUAAAAUCAUUAGUGCAGCUGCUAUUGUUCCUGAUCCAAAUGAGUUUCCAAAUGUUGAUAGAUCCAAAAGAUUUAUUAUUAGAACACGAUCAAAACAAAAUGAAUUGGAAAAGUUUCAAAAGCAAGCUCUUGCUAAUACAUCAACUGUAAAUAAGGGAUCUAAAAUUCAAACUGAAAUGAUAAGAGCUGUAAAUCAAAUUGGAGAUGAUGAAGAUGAUGAUGCUGAUGAUGAUUUUGAUAUUUCUUCAGCAGUUGAAACGUUUUAUUUAUUCGAAAUUAAUCCAACAGAGUGUAUUGAAUGGAAGAAUCAAUUUAAAUUAUGGAGUACUAUUGAUGAGAAUCGUGUAGUAGUAUUUACUUCUCAGGAGAAGGAUGCUUUACCAAAAGAUGAUGAUCCCUUAAUCAUCAUUACAACAUACACUAUGAUUACCCAUACCAGAAAGAGAAGUGGUGAGGCAAAGGAGGUUAUGGAUUACAUUCAAAGUAGAGAAUGGGGAUUAUUAAUUUUAGAUGAGGUCCACGUCGUUCCCGCCAACAUGUUUAGACAUGUUGCGAGUGUAAAGUCUCAUUGUAAAUUAGGAUUGACAGCCACUCUUUUACGUGAAGAUAACAAGACAGACGAUUUAUAUUUUUUAAUUGGUCCAAAAUUAUAUGAAGCUAAUUGGCUUGAUUUACAACAAAAAGGCCAUCUUGCUAAUGUGCAAUGUGUGGAAGUUUGGUGUCCCAUGACUGCCGAGUUUUUUGCUGAAUACUUAACAGCCAAUGCUAAGAAAAAGACUUUACUUUAUGUUAUGAAUCCAAAUAAGUUUAGAGCUUGUGAAUUUCUGAUUAGAUACCAUGAAAAGCAAGGAGACAAAAUCAUUGUUUUUAGUGACAAUGUUUUUGCUCUCCAAGAAUAUGCUGAAAAGUUGGGGGUACCCUACAUUUUUGGUAAUACCAAACAACAAGAACGUGUUUAUUAUUUGAACCAGUUCAGAAAUACUAACCAUUAUAACACUAUUUUCAUCAGUAAGGUUGGUGAUACAGCAAUUGACAUUCCUGAGGCAACUGUGAUUAUUCAAAUAUCAUCUCAUUUUGGUAGUAGAAGACAGGAGGCUCAACGUUUGGGUCGUAUCCUUCGUCCAAAAGGUGGUGGACUUAAAAAUCAACAGGCCUACUUUUACACACUAGUUUCUCAAGAUACACAAGAAAUGUUCUUCUCCACAAAGAGACAACAAUUUUUAAUUAAUCAAGGCUACAGCUUUAGAGUCUUGCCUGAUAUUCAAAAGUAUUACAGGCAAGGUGCUAAUGAAAUGGGUCUAACUCUCAAACACAUGAAUACCAAGAAGGAAGAAUUAGACAUGUUGGCUAUUGUAAAAAAGGCUGAAGAUGCAAGAGGCCAAGAAGAAAAGAUCAACGUUGAUGAUGAAGUUGAAAAAUCAUCUAGUAGUCUUGCUUCAAUCUCUGGUGGAAAUGAAAUUUAUUACCAUUCCUAUGAAGCUUCUACAACAACUUCCAGAAGAAGAGGUAAAGCUACCAAAGUUCCUUCUACUGUGCAUCCACUUUUCAAAACCAGAACCCAACACAAGGAUUAA